Molecule: messenger RNA, 578 nt
Organism: Epinephelus lanceolatus (giant grouper)
Lineage: Eukaryota; Metazoa; Chordata; Actinopteri; Perciformes; Serranidae
Gene: coxfa4a
Product: NDUFA4 mitochondrial complex associated a
Cellular component (GO): respiratory chain complex IV
Source: RefSeq, a predicted model, not a curated record
GCCUUUCUUCCGCCAGAUCUCGGUGAUUAUAUUGCGCACCGUUUUGGCAAGUCUUAGUAAUCCGUUUAUUUCUGGACGGAAUUGGCCUCAGAAAGCGUCAAAAUGCUCGCCACAGUCCGCAAGCAGCUCAGAAGUCACCCAGCUCUGAUCCCCCUUUUCUUCUUCAUUGGCGGAGGGGCAGCCAUGUCCAUGAUGUAUCUUGCUCGUCUGGCCUUGAGAAACCCUGAUGUUUGCUGGGAUCGCAAGAACAACCCAGAGCCCUGGAACAAGCUGGGCCCAAAUGAUCAGUACAAGUUUUACGCCGUCAACUUGGACUACAGCAAGCUGAAGAAGCACGGCCCCGAUUUCUAAAGAUCAUAUCUGCUGGACCAAAAGCACAAAGAUGAGCUGAUCCGCACAGCCCAAGUUUUAACUUCCUCCGGGAACCUUCGGGAUGCAGAGGCUAAAGCCGCACAAUGAUUCAUAUUUAAGUUUUCCUCAUUGCAUCCUGUUUGCUUUUUGAAACAUUAUCUCUUGCUUCUCAUUUUCAAUGUUCAUGAAUAAAGUGAAGGAGUCUUUUCUCCUCCAUACAGAGAAAA